Megalops cyprinoides (Indo-Pacific tarpon) is the source of this 1664-nucleotide messenger RNA. RefSeq lists its product as uncharacterized. The record is from RefSeq and is a predicted model, not a curated record. The transcript is spliced from 8 exons. Bases 309 to 1664 code for a protein of 451 amino acids. NCBI's taxonomy places the organism in Eukaryota, Metazoa, Chordata, Actinopteri, Elopiformes, Megalopidae.
UUCUGGCAAGGAUCCAUUGGUUUAACCUGGGGGGUGUUAUGUCGUCACAUUUCUACCAAUUGGCUACAUUUGUACCUUAAUGUUUGCUACGGCAUGCUGCAUGCUAAUUGACAAGCCAUGUUAUUAGCCAGACUGACUGUAUUAGCAGUUGUGUUCUAUGUUUCGUAGGACCUCACAAUUCGCCCGGUGCACAAGAUGGCGUCUCUUAACUUCCGGAUUCUGCGUGGUGUGCAUUACUGUUUCCGGUUGUAGUUUAUUGUAAUAGUUGUGAGGAGAAUUGCGGGAAAAUUUGGAUAGAAAUAGCGAUAAUGAGUGUUUUUAAGGUUAAGGAGAAAAGGUUAACAUAUCAACGGCAAGAGAAGAAAACGUCUCUACACUGUUGUGUGCCUCGAUGUGCUAAUUCGUCGAGGUACAACUCGGAGAUUAGUUUUCAUCGCUUUCCAAUCGAUCCUAAGGACCUCACAAUUUACAGGAACAUCAGCCCUCUAUCCAGCAUUCAGUGCAAUCAGGGAGACAUGCCAUCUAGCUGCGUGGCCAUCAACUGCUCUGUGGAGAGGAGCCCAGACACCCUGAAACAGGGCAUCACCUUUCACAGAUUCCCCAAGGACCCGGUGCGCAGGCUGCAGUGGUGCUCGGCGCUGCGCAGGCAGAGCUGCGACCGCCGGCUCUGGGUGCCCACCAAGAACAGCGUGCUCUGCAGCCUGCACUUCGCCCCGGACAUGUUCGACCGCACCGGGCAGACCGUGCGGCUGCGCGACUCCGCCGUGCCCACGCUCUUUGACUUCCGCAAGAGGAAGAGAGAGGGAGAGGUGGAGCCGGAGAGGCUGGAGAAGGUUCGCGAUUGGCCGAAGAGAGGAAAGAGAGCGAGGCAGGAGGAGCAGGCGGCAGGGCGAAGUGCAGACUCGCCGGCCAGCCUGGGAGACCUGGCGCUGGCGGCGGAGCUGAUGGAGGUGGUCAGCGACACGGUGCAGCAGGUGCAGCUGGGCGUGUGGAGCCGCCGUGGCUUCCUCAACGACCACGGCUGCCUGCCGAUCCCCACCGAGCCGGGCCGGCUGUGCGCCCUGGUGCGCGGCCUGGCCAAGGACCAGCACCGGCAGGAGCAGGCCCUCCUCAGCCUGCAGAAGGCCGUGGAGGGGAAGGACAAGCUGCUGCAGAAGAAGAAGAAGCAGUGGGAGUGGGAGAUGCAGGCGCUGACGGCGGCGCGCGACUCCCGCAUCCGGGUGCUGGAGGAGCAGCUGCAGCAGCAGCGCGCCGAGGCCGCAAGCCUGCAGGAGGAGCUGCGGCGGGCGCGGCAGCAGGCGCAGGCCAGCGCCGAGGCGGCGCUCUCGCUGGACGCCCACCUGCGCGCUCGGAGCCAGGCUCCGCCCCGCCCCACCGCCCUCAGCGCCCGCGCCCUGGCUCGCGGCCCGCCCAAGUGGCUGCGCUUCUACACGGGCUUCCACUCCUACGCCCACUUCAAGGCCCUGCUGGCCUUCCUGCAGGGCGGGGAUGGAGCGGGGCUGGGCUGGGACCUGGAGACGGAGGCGGAGGCGGAGGGCGGGGUGGAGGAGCAGGACGUGGUGAAGGACGAAGACAGCCUGUCCGACCCGCCAUCUCUGGUAACAUGGCCCGAUGUGCAUAUUAACUGCCGUCUACAAAGUCUGGAGACUAGCGUUAAAAUGUGA